GCCAGUAAGAGCGCAGUGUGUUUAUGUCCCUCACCAUCUAAGCUCUUCUCACACUUCUCACACAUCUAACACCUUCACCUUGUGCAGAGCUUCCUCUGCUUGGAUUGUCACCAGUUCAACACCAUGCUGCUUCGGACUGCGGUUCUGCUGCUCCUCUGUGUGUGCACAGGCAUGUGUGCCACUUUAGGCCACUACCAGACUCAAGCCAAGGAAGAGGAGGAAGUCCCUGCUGUGCACUCAGCUGCUGUUACUGACGGUGUUUUAGCAGCUACCUCUGUAGAUGCAGCUGAAGAAGCUGGAGAUCCUGCAGAUACCCAAGUAGAUGAUUCACCUGCAGUUGAGGAAUCUGCAGCUAAUUCCAUUUUUGGUGACAAUCUAAUGGCUAAAAUACUUGCAGUGGAUAACCCAGCUGCUGACAAACCAGCAGUGGAUGUCCCAGUAGCAGACGUUGCAACAGCCGGAGAGCCAGAGACAGACAGUGAUAGGCCUGCUGGAGACGCCUCUAUUGUGGAAGCUCUUACUGGUGAAGCUGUCACCCAGGAGCAACCUUCUUCUGAGGCAGAGGAGAAUGACAUUAGACCAGUCGAAACACACCAGUCCCUGAACGAGCCCUUGGCUCAUGAAGACGACAACAGCUGGAGCAUCAACUCAAUUAGAAAUAGUUUCCAGAGUGUGCACGGAUACUUUGACUCCCUGGUGGAGCUGGUGGGGGGACACAAUGGUGUGUGUCAGUACCGCUGCAGAUAUGGUAAACCUCCUCAACCUCGUCCCGGCUACCAGCUCCCAGAGCCCAACGGCUGCAGCUCCUCUCUGGUGGGAUUCCAGGUGAAUGCCGCUCUUGACCUGGGGAUCCCUGCUAUGACUGAGUGCUGUAACCAGCUUGACAUAUGCUACGACACUUGUGGCACAAGCAAGUACGACUGUGACUCAGAGUUUCGCUUGUGUCUGCAUGGCAUUUGCUCCGACCUUAAGAAGAGUCUGGGCUUUGUGUCGAAGGUACAAGCCUGUGAUUCGAUGGCGGAUGCUCUCCACAGCACAGUGGGGACUCUUGGUUGCAGGCCUUACAUGAACAGCCAGAGGGCAGCGUGUGUCUGUGAGGGAGAGGAGAGGGAUGAACUGUGACACAGAAAGACUAUGGACAAACUCCUGCAUGCUUUCAUAGACAAAUAACAGAACCAUAGGUAUUUCCACAGAUUAUACUGUAUAUUUAUAGGCUUUUUGUCAAAGAGAUACUUCACAAGAGCCCUCUCAAGAUUCACAGCUUGGGAGUUUAAAAAAAGACAUAAAUGGGGAAUGCAGAUGAACAGUUUCUUAGGUAUUAUUCAUAGGCAGUACUAACACAUAUUAUGUAUCUGAAUAUGACUUUCAGGUUCCUAAUUAACUGCCCUAUGCAUGUUUUACUCUCCAUACUCCAUUUCAUUUUGGCCAUUUUUAGGCCUCUAUGACUCCAUUACCAUAAAUUACUACGAUAACUCCAGACAAAUUGCCUGAUGGGAAGGAUAUUGUUGGAUUAAUUUCCUCUAGAUAGAAAGACAUAAUUUAAUUCCUACGCUGCACAUGGUUUGUUGUGUUCUGCUAUUUAUCAAAAUAGUCUGCUCAAACCUUAAGUCACUGUCAUGUAAAUGUAAUGCCUAUUACAGCUACUGUACUAUGUUAAUGCUUGGUGUAAGUUAUUUGCCAGUUAUUUGUUAUGAAUGAAUAAAUGACUAAUUGCAGUUUAA
Perca fluviatilis (European perch) is the source of this 1721-nucleotide messenger RNA. It is a transcript of the gene pla2g12b, whose product is annotated as phospholipase A2, group XIIB. The transcript has 4 exons. Bases 124 to 1122 code for a protein of 332 amino acids. Gene Ontology annotation, cellular component: extracellular region. Gene Ontology annotation, biological process: cholesterol homeostasis; lipid catabolic process; arachidonate secretion. Gene Ontology annotation, molecular function: calcium ion binding; A2-type glycerophospholipase activity. The record is from RefSeq and is a predicted model, not a curated record. NCBI's taxonomy places the organism in Eukaryota, Metazoa, Chordata, Actinopteri, Perciformes, Percidae.